Messenger RNA from Dicrocoelium dendriticum, 1195 nucleotides. The record is from the annotation of a GenBank genome assembly. NCBI's taxonomy places the organism in Eukaryota, Metazoa, Platyhelminthes, Trematoda, Plagiorchiida, Dicrocoeliidae.
GCGCAUCGGAAUUUCCUUAUCUACCUGGACCUUUACAAUUCCCCAAACGCCUGUGCCUGCUGUCUUCAUGGAUCUACCCUGGAUCGAGAAAUAUCGACCUUGCGCGCUGGAUGAAGUGAUUAGUCAGCUGGAUAUUUCAAAAACACUUUCUAAAUUUAUUGAACAGGGUCGGUUACCGCAUUUGUUAUUUUAUGGCCCACCUGGCACUGGUAAAACCAGUACGAUACUGGCGACCGCAAAAACUUUGUAUCCUGCAAAAGAGUUGAAUUCUAUGGUAAUGGAGUUGAACGCCUCAGAUGCUCGCGGUAUCAAUGUCGUCAGGGAACAAAUUCUCAGUUUUGCGAGCACCAAAAUGUUAUUUGCCGGCAAAUUCAAGUUAGUAAUUCUGGAUGAAGCAGAUUCAAUGACGAAGGACGCGCAGAACGCACUUCGCAGAAUUAUCGAAAAAUACACUGAGAAUACUCGUUUUUGUCUGAUCUGUAACUACAUAUCGAAGAUCAUUCCAGCAGUCCAGUCUCGGUGCACGAAGUUCCGCUUCGCACCCAUCGGCUUUUCUCAAAUGUCUCCUCGCUUACACCAGAUUGCGGCCAACGAAAACGUUUUGUUGACUGAUAAUGGAGUGAAGGCUAUACACCGGUUCGCAGCUGGGGAUAUGCGCAAGGCCAUCAAUCUGAUGCAGAGCGCCGCUAUGUCUGCCCCUCAGAUUGAUGAGGCGUCCGUAUACGCUUGCGUAGGCUAUCCAACUGUUGGAGAAAUUCAAUCCUUGACCGACUGGAUGCUAAACGAACCCAUCGAAUCGGCGUAUACCAAAAUCCUGCGAACCAAGAGCUCCAAAGGCAUAGCCCUGCAGGACAUUGUGACGGAGUUACAUCCUUUGAUUAUGAAAAUUGACAUGCCCGACCAGCUGCGGUGCGACCUCCUCAUCUCCUUGGCCGAAAUUGAACAUCGCAUGUCAAUCGGAGCAUCGGAACAUCUCCAGCUUGGAGCACUCGUUGCCGCAUUUUCGGCGACCAAAUCCCGGCUGGAAUCUAUGCGUCCUUAGUUUUGACAAUUGUUUGUAUCCUACAUGUUAUUUUUAUACAACUUGAUUCCAAGCAUUUUGUACAUUGAAUAUUGGAAACGCUUUUGUGGAUACGGUAGCUUACUUGCUGACAGACCUUCAUGUUGGUUCAGUUCAAGUCAAAAUAAGCUUUAU